Molecule: messenger RNA, 1290 nt
Organism: Oreochromis niloticus (Nile tilapia)
Lineage: Eukaryota; Metazoa; Chordata; Actinopteri; Cichliformes; Cichlidae
Exons: 2
Coding region: 1-1110 (369 amino acids)
Source: RefSeq, a predicted model, not a curated record
AUGCCGCGGAAGGAGGAUCGGAAACUAGCGUGGCUGGCAGCUUUAAGACUCAAACACCCUCCAAAGAGAGUUUAUGUUUGCUCCUUUCAUUUUAUCGACAAAAAGCCCACAGAGCUACACCCCGACCCGGAGCUUUAUCUGGGCUAUGACCGACCCCCACCAAAGAAAAGAAGAAAGCUCACUCGGACCACUUUGAGUGUGACAGCUUCCAGUGAUACGAACAACACAGAAUCUGUACCAGACUCCACAUAUUUCAUUCUUCAAAAUGAUGCAGACGCUUUGCUGUACACUGGGAUAGCCUUAGAAACAUUUAACACACUUGUGUCGACACUGGAAGGAUAUGACAACAAUGAAUUUACAGUGCCUGUCCGAGAUCAAGUCCUCAUGACACUUAUGAAAUUAAAGAGUAACCGUGUAAUAGGUGACCUAAGCCGCCAGUUUCAUAUAUCACAAAGCAUGGCCAGCAAGAUCAUCUCACACUGGUUAGACAAGCUGGAGGAAGUUCUCCGACCAUUAAUUCCAUGGCUGCCAAAAGAAACUAUUCAAGCAACUAUGCCUGAAGCCUUCAAGAAUAACUUUCCAAAUGCUACAUGCAUUAUAGACUGCAGUGAGACCCUUUUACAGAAACCCAGAAAUCUGGGCUCAAGAGGAGAAUCAUACAGCCAUUAUUAUUCACACAACACAGUCAAAUAUUUGGUUGCUGUUGCACCAUGUGGACUAAUCAUGUUUGUGUCUGCGGCAUAUGGCGGCCGAUGUAGUGACAAAUUUAUCACAAUGGACUCUGGAAUAUUAACAUACCUAAAACCUGGUGAUGAAGUCAUGGCAGAUAGAGGUUUUACAAUUAAAGACUUACUCUUUGAGAGAAAAGUUAGAUUAGUAAUACCCGCUUUCACAAAAAAACGUAGACAGCUAACCGAGGAACAGGUAACAUACACACGUCGGAUUGCAAAUGUAAGAAUCCAUGUUGAAAGAGCAAUCAGACGCUUGAAAGUCUACAAAAUACUUUCACAAAUUGUUCCUAUAAGCAUGGCUCCUAAAGUAGACAAGAUACUGAGAAUAUGUGCUGCUCUAGUCAACUUAAGAGAGGAUCUCAUUCGUGAUACACAAUAAUUGUGUAUGUUAUGAACAAUUGUGGACUCAGGGAUAUUAAGAUGGUUACUCAGGACAUCAAGUUGUGUAAUGUAAUUAUUUUGAAGUAAAAAUUUGAUGUACAUAUAUGUAGAGAGUAAAUAAUUCCCUUUUUGUAUCUUCUGUUCUAGAAGAAAGGUUAUGUGUUACAGUACAGAUAUA